CAUUCACCAGUAAAAAAAACAUACGAAAGGCUUUAAAAGGAAAUUACUGACGGAUUAAUUUUUACUGUAAACCUAUUUUGUGCUGUAUGCACUAGUAACAAACGUUUGUUUGAAUGAAACGGAACGUAGCGUCGCGAACAGAAAUCGGCGCGAAACCCUCCUACGCGGGCCUUUCAAAAAUCACCACAUUCGCGAGUUGUGUUCCAUACCGAUACUGGCCGCGCACCUUUCGCCGCACGUCGUUUGCACGACAAAAAAAAAACAAAUUUAAAUUCCGAACAACCAAAAUUUGAAGAUAAAGCUUCGAAACUUGGAAUAAUAGAGACAUAUUUCGUUUUUUUUCAAAAAGAGUUUUGAAUUUGAUUUUUAAAAUAAUUAAUUAAGUGAUUGUGAAAAAUGGUUCGCAAAAUCAGUGGACUUUUGUGUUGCCUAUGCGUUUUUGGUAUUUCAUUGAGUGACAGCGCUAUAUCAGCUGAUAGCGAGUCAAGAUGCCGCAACCCACCCACUGCACCACAGAAGAUAGAGCGAGUCAUAACUCUGUGUCAGGAUGAGAUAAAACUCUCCAUACUUAGAGAGGCGCUAGAUGUGAUUAAAGAGGAGCACACGAUGCCUGCACAGAGGCGGCGAGACAAGAGAGAGGUGCCCUUCACACACGACGAGAAGAGAAUCGCUGGGUGUCUGCUGCAGUGUGUGUACCGGAAAGUGAAAGCUGUGGACGGCUUCGGGUUCCCCACGCUGGAGGGUCUGGUGGGGCUGUACUCUGACGGCGUCAACGAGCGCGGGUACUUCAUGGCCGUGCUCGAGGCCUCCCGCGAGUGCCUUAUGAAGAACCACGACAAGUUCUCUAGGAGUGUGCCUAUGGAUAACGGUCGCAACUGUGACGUGUCAUUCGACAUAUUCGAGUGCAUCUCAGACCGCAUCGGCGAGUACUGCGGGAACGCCGGACUUUAACGAUGCACAGACAAUAAGACUACACUUAAACGAUACUCAAAUUUAAGACACUCUUACAUCCUAAAUACUUGAUUGGAUAAUGAAUCGAGUCUUAAGCCGUGUCGAGUUAUUGUUUAAAUCUUUGACAUGCUAUAGGCUAAAUCCCAAUAAAGCAAUUAUAGUUAUAAUCUAUGGGUUCACAAAUGAUAGAACCAUACUUUGAGAUACAGACUGGAUUUUCAUAGCAAGGUUUAUAAAAAUAAAUUAUAUAAAGGAAGACUAUUCGUCGCAACAUCAAAAAGGAGACAGUCAUGUCUCAAGAGUGUCUUACGGAUGUCUUAAGGGUGUCUCAAGGGUGCCUUAAGAGUGUCUCAAGGGUGCCUUAAGAGUGUCUUAAGGGUGUCUUAAAUUUGAUUUUCGUUUAGGUAACGGUCAUUUGCUUUAACGUUAUCCUUGAGUAACCGACGAUGUUUGUAACACGAUAGUAAAUGUUAAACAUUUGUAUAGAUUAUAUAUUUGUUUAAAUUGUAAUGAAAAUUAAACCGAACUUGGCUUGAGAAGCUGAAAAUCGUCUUUAACGUCAAAAAUUAUGUCUUUGUCUUUUUAUUCCAAAUGUAUUUUUUAUUUUUAGCUUUCAUUGUGAAUUUGUGAAUAAUUUGACAAAUUUAAAAAUACUCAUAUUUUCUUAACUUGGCUUCCCUUUUACUAAAUUACUUUUCAAUUUUAAUGUUAAACUUAAAAUUUAAUUAGUUACCAAUACGAGACAAACCAUUAGUUAUAAGAUGUACAUAGAUUGUAAUUAACUAUUCUUACUAAAAUGUGAUGCUCAAUAAUUUUAGUUGUAAGGUAGCUCCAUAGAUUUUUAUUCUCAAAAACACUUUUAUGUUACCCUCUCCAUAACAUGAGAACAUUUUUAUAUUGAAAAUUACAACUUUUCUUAUUGCCAUCUUUUAAUGUAAUCCAAAAUUAAAAAGAUUUAAGGAAAUCUAGGUUUUCUUCAUAUGGACUAUUUUUAUACCUUAAAUUAGCUGAUCCUUAACGAACUGAUAGACUUAACAUAGCAUAAGUUUUAUGUAAUAAAGGUGUAUAUAACUA
Molecule: messenger RNA, 2025 nt
Organism: Trichoplusia ni (cabbage looper)
Lineage: Eukaryota; Metazoa; Arthropoda; Insecta; Lepidoptera; Noctuidae
Gene: Obp73a
Product: general odorant-binding protein 70
Exons: 6
Coding region: 397-951 (184 amino acids)
Molecular function (GO): odorant binding
Source: RefSeq, a predicted model, not a curated record